Messenger RNA from Abrus precatorius (Indian licorice), 1431 nucleotides. Its product is annotated as 1-aminocyclopropane-1-carboxylate synthase 3-like. The record is from RefSeq and is a predicted model, not a curated record. Gene Ontology annotation, molecular function: transaminase activity; 1-aminocyclopropane-1-carboxylate synthase activity; pyridoxal phosphate binding. The transcript has 3 exons. NCBI's taxonomy places the organism in Eukaryota, Viridiplantae, Streptophyta, Magnoliopsida, Fabales, Fabaceae. Gene Ontology annotation, biological process: biosynthetic process; amino acid metabolic process. Bases 1 to 1431 code for a protein of 476 amino acids.
AUGAAGCUCCUGUCUACAAAAGCCACAUGUAACUCUCACGGCCAAGAUUCUUCAUACUUCCUAGGAUGGCUGGAGUAUGACAAGAACCCUUACGAUGAGGUUCUGAAUCCCAAAGGAAUUAUUCAGAUGGGUCUUGCAGAGAAUCAGCUCUCUUUCGAUCUCCUAGAGUCUUGGCUCGCUAAAAACCCAGACGUACCGGGAUUCAAAAGCGAUGGCAAAUCCAUUUUCCGCGAGCUCGCUCUCUUCCAAGACUACCAUGGCCUUCCUUCUUUCAAGAAGGCAUUGGUAGACUUCAUGGCAGAGAUUAGAGGAAACAAGGUGACUUUUGAUCCCAACCACAUUGUUCUAACUGCUGGAGCCACUUCUGCAAAUGAGACUCUCAUGUUUUGCCUCGCUGAACAAGGAGAAGCCUUCCUCCUUCCCACUCCUUAUUACCCAGGAUUCGAUAGAGAUCUCAAGUGGCGAACUGGGGUGGAGAUCGUUCCAAUACAAUGCACAAGCUCCAAUAACUUCCAAAUCACUGAAUCUGCUUUGCAACAAGCUUAUGAAGACGCAAAGAAGCGUAACCUCAGAGUCAAAGGCGUGUUGGUGACAAACCCAUCAAACCCACUAGGCACUACAAUGUCCCGGAGCGAAUUGAACUUGCUCAUUGACUUUAUCAAAGACAAAGACAUGCAUUUGAUAAGCGAUGAGAUAUACUCCGGGACCGUUUAUUGCUCCCCAGGCUUCGUCAGCAUCAUGGAAAUCCUAAAGGAAAGAAAUGACCAUAAGGAUUAUGAUUAUGAUUCUCCAGUUUGGGAAAGAGUUCACGUUGUCUAUAGUCUCUCCAAAGACUUGGGUUUACCAGGUUUCCGUGUUGGUGCCAUCUAUUCUGAAAACGACGUCGUUGUGGCGGCAGCAACAAAAAUGUCAAGCUUCGGUUUGGUUUCCUCACAAACCCAGUACCUCCUCUCAGCCAUGCUCGGCGACAAGAAGUUCACCAAAAACUACAUCUCCGAGAACCAAAAGAGGCUGAAACGACGACAGAGAAUGCUCGUUUCGGGCUUACAGAAAGCAGGUAUUAGCUGCCUUAAGACCAACAAUGCGGGCUUGUUUUGCUGGGUUGACAUGAGGCACCUUCUCCAUUCCAACACAUUUGAAGCUGAGAUGGACUUGUGGAAGAAGAUACUGUACGAGGUUCGAUUAAACAUAUCACCCGGGUCGUCUUGCCAUUGCACUGAACCUGGCUGGUUUCGUGUAUGUUUUGCUAACAUGUCGGAAGAUACUCUAAACCUAGCCAUGAAUCGAUUGAAGGCCUUCGUUGCAGACUCCAAUGACAACGGGUUUAGUAAGAGAAGAGCUCAGUCUUCAGGAACUUCAAGAAGAAAGUCACUCUCCAAUUGGGUUUUCCGGCUAUCAUCUCGUGAUCGUCGUGAACAAGAAGAACGAUAG